ACGACAUAUUUGUUUCUUAUCAUUAUAUAUAUAUAUAUAUAUAUUUGUUUUCCUUCGUUUCUUUAUCUCUUUCUUUCUUUCUUUUUUGUUUGUAUUUUCUAUAUACUAUGUCGUCCUUAGCAGCAGAGACCAUUGAUAUUACUGAAAUCCAGCCUGGCAUGUCUCAAGCCGUUAAGGAUUGCAUUAGCGGUACAGUAGGUGGCAUUGCUCAAGUACUUGUUGGUCAGCCAUUUGACACGGUGAAAGUCCGUCUACAAACACAAUCUACCACCAAUCCUUUAUAUGCAAGUAUGAUGGAUUGCGUACAAAAGACGCGUGCUAAAGAAGGUGUUGCUGGGUUUUACAAGGGCACAAUGACCCCUUUGGUAGGUAUUGGUGCUUGUGUAUCUAUUCAGUUUGUUGUUCUUGAAGCAAUGAAACGUCAUUUCAACAGCGUCAAUAAGCCAGGCGAAUUUCUUAGUAACAGUCAACUUUACUUGGCAGGUGCAGCAAGUGGUGUGGCCAAUUCGUUUGUGUCUGGUCCUGUAGAGCAUAUUCGUACUCGACUUCAGGUCCAAACUGGUACUGGUUUCAAUGGACCUAUUGAUUGCAUUCGUCAAAUCUAUCGUUCAUAUGGUAUUGCUGGUAUCUACAAAGGUCAAGGCAUUACUAUGGCUCGUGAAUUCCAAGGCUAUGGUGCUUAUUUUUUAGCUUAUGAAUACCUUGUGCAAGAAGCUAUGAAAAAGAACAACUUGGAAAAACGUUCUGAAUUGCCUACAUGGAAAGUAUGUGCGUUUGGUGCUGCUGCUGGUUAUGCCAUGUGGCUCACAAUCUAUCCUAUGGAUGCGAUCAAGUCUAAAUUACAAACAGAUGGCUUCACUCCUGAAACAAAGCAAUAUUCUUCUGCACUAGACUGUGCUCGUAAGACUUUUGCUAGAGAAGGUGCUGGUGGUUUCUUUAGAGGUAUUGGGCCUUGUUUGCUUCGUGCUGCACCUGUUAAUGCGGUUACUUUUAUGGGCUUUGAAAUGGCCAUGCGUGUUUUGUCCUGAUUGUGUAAAAUUGUGUAUCUAAAUAGAAUAGUUCUUAUCGUGGGAAACUCUACUUAAGGUUUGAUACGAACAUUGAUCAGAUUUAUAUUGCUAUUCAGGAACACGCUUAAAUUUUUUUUCUUUCGUUUGAACAGCAUUAAGUGAUGCUCUUUUUUUCUUCGCCUUACAAACAAGAAAGCACUUUAUUCUUUUUGAUUGAGCCCCCGCUUUAUUUUUCUCCAACAAUCAAAGUCGAGUUGCGUAUACUUCGAAAUCAAAUAAUAAAGCUGCUCUACAACAUUGAAUAUAAAUGCCGAAAAAGCUUAAUUUGUUUUGAAUGAUAGCACUACGUUUCUAGAAUAAUUCUUGUCUUUGGCUAAAGUCAAAAAAAGACAAUCACAUUCUUGUUGCAAGUUACACAGAGUUUGACUCUGAAGGGAAAAUUUUUUAAAAAGAAAAAAAAA
Messenger RNA from Gilbertella persicaria, 1471 nucleotides. RefSeq names its product mitochondrial carrier domain-containing protein. Bases 108 to 1028 code for a protein of 306 amino acids. Lineage: Eukaryota; Fungi; Mucoromycota; Mucoromycetes; Mucorales; Choanephoraceae. Gene Ontology annotation, molecular function: L-ornithine transmembrane transporter activity. The record is from RefSeq and is a predicted model, not a curated record. Gene Ontology annotation, biological process: mitochondrial L-ornithine transmembrane transport. The transcript has 6 exons.